Gloeophyllum trabeum ATCC 11539 is the source of this 1917-nucleotide messenger RNA. RefSeq lists its product as uncharacterized. The transcript has 10 exons. Gene Ontology annotation, molecular function: methyltransferase activity. Lineage: Eukaryota; Fungi; Basidiomycota; Agaricomycetes; Gloeophyllales; Gloeophyllaceae. The coding region runs from base 1 to 1731 and encodes 576 amino acids. The record is from RefSeq and is a predicted model, not a curated record.
AUGGCCGCCACGCUGGGCGCAUUCGCCUCUCCGCGACGCAGCAGCUCGCACUUCACUAGCACUACCUCGGUCGAUUCGGGCAUCGGCAGCAGUUCCCAGUCCACGUCCUUCGAAAGCAAGCGCAUAGCCCGCGCGAGGGAGAACCAAUUCACGUACAAGUACGGGAAGCGACACCAUUCCUAUGACCCUGAAAAAGCCCCCUAUCCUUGCAGCUAUGAUAAAGAUGUAAUAGAACUAGAAGCGAUCGACCAUGCAUAUGCCAUGUCGAUUACUGGGUCCGUAACUAUGGUUAAAUGGGACGAGCAAGAGGACGGUCCGCCGCAGAAAUCUUUGGACUUAGGUUGUGGGGCGGGGUUCUGGAUUGUCAAUGCUGCGAAGGAAUGGCCCGACUGCCACUUCGUUGGCUUCGACCUGGUUAACGUCCAGUUACCGCUAAAACUCCUGGAUUCGUCUAUAGGAGACAGAGUCACGUUCGUUCAUGGAAACUUUUUGACGAACAGAUUGCCCUUCGAAGAAGAUGAGUUUGACCAUGUACAUGUGUCUGGGAUAUCAUUAGGAGUCCCAGAGAACAAGUGGGGUUAUAUCUUCGAAGAAAUAAACCGCGUGUUACGACCAGGAGGUGCCAUCGAAGUCUCAGAAGAAGAUAUAUAUUUCCCUACGUUGCCUCGAUGGUUUACGUCUCCGCUACGAAAUCGAGUGCGACGCAAUUCAUCUGUACACCUUCCUGACGGCUCCUCGCGGAUGUCAGAUCCUUCGCCGCCUCAGUCUCCUGGUUCUUCCCAUGACCAUGCUCUUCUGGAAUCGUUAUUCUAUUCGGUAUUUCACAAUCGUUUUAUCAAUACCCGACCAACCGCUGUUAUUCCUAUCUAUUUCACUUCGACCUUCAGACAAGUUCAUUCAAUCCCCAAUAUCAAGUUUCCCGUACCGCCAUUCCCUCCUCCAAUGCCGCUGCCGAAUCAAAAGCACCCUCCGAGCUUCUCGCUGGCGGAUUCUUCGGCCAGUAGACCAGAUGAACUGUCGCAACCACCGACACGCCCAGCAUCAAGUUCCUUCUCCUCAUUAGUGACGUCGAAUUCCAGUUCGCCAUUAUUGACGCAUCCAGGCACGAGCCAAACAAGCUUUGCGUCAUCCAUUUUCCCUGACGGGCGUGUGCUCCCCGAGGCCCUGCGCAGGGAACUUUCAGCGUCGUCCAGUCAGUCGGGAGACAGUACUCCUCCUGCCAACAAACGCCCCACAUCCGAUUUUGUUUCUUCGACCGACAGUACAUCGAUCGGCUCUCACACAGAGCUGAUACCCCACGACAAGCUUGCUCAGCGAUUGACUGAUCACACACUCGCCAUUCAUCUGUAUCGAGCUUACCAGGGCGUACUGGCAUGUCAGGAGUCCAUGUGGGAAGAGCUGAAAGACCGGAUACGGAAUAGAAAAGAUUCGCUGCAAGCGUUCGGGUGGGAAGAUGACGAGGAGCUGGAAGGGUUAAAGCUGAGUCGCCAAAAGUUUGAACGCUUGGUUGAGAGAUACCAAAGCGACAUGCACGCCAGACUAGGGCUGUGGCAUUCGUUAUCACAGAUAGGCUGGCCGCUCCCUCCUCGGGAACCUUUGUCCAGAGCUGAACAUCUAGAGGAAGAGCGCAUUUACCAAGCGAUGCUCGACGCACGUCGACUAGCAGACGAGGAGGCCGCGCAGGCUGUUUCUAGAACAGCCAGAGUAUUAGUUGGAUAUAAAUUGGCUUGAGCGUGUAAGUUACUCUCGUAUGUGGGGCUGUAGACUUGCAGUGAUUGUGACGGUAAAGGCUAAGAGGGACUUCUUGGGUUUGGAGGACAUUGAUGGAUGUAUAUUAUGUCACUGUAAACACUGCACCACCAACAUGUAUAUGCCCCUGCACGCUAAUAUUGAUAUUUUCUGCAGAUCUUCCUGCGG